AUGUACGCAGGGACCAUGUCCAUGUUUCCCCAAGAAGAGCCGGACAGGCAAGCCUAUGGCUAUGCGCAGGCUCUCCCCGCCACACAACACAGCUCAUAUACCGGCAACGGGACAAGCAGUGCGUUCAGCGCCUCGGCGCUGCCCCACGAGGACUGGACACAGAUUGCGGAUCUUGCUGAGCGCCGGAGGAUACAGAACCGCAUCGCUCAGCGUAACUACCGCAAGAAGCUUAAGCGCCGCCUGGAGGACCUCGAGCGUCGCGCGGGUUCCAACGAGCCGGAGGACGAAGAGGCCUCGGACAAGAAGCCCAGCCCACCGCCCACCAAGGCCAAGCGCACACCCAGCAAAGCUGCCUCCAAGGCAAAGACAGAAUUCAGGCCACAGGAAACGGCACCCGAGACGCAGAUGCAUCUCACACCUCCGAUGGAGAACCACGACGACUAUCUCUUCGCGCCUUAUGCCCGGCAGAACUCGCACACGCCUCCCAUGUACCAUUACAGCGGCGCUGCGUACCCUCCACCCGAGGAGACACUACCCAGCAGUUACGAGACGACGAGUCCCUACCAGACACCCGCGACGACACACGACAGCUACGCCUACCCUGCUGUGGCCCCUCUGGUCUCGACAAUGCCGUCCAUGUCACACUUUAGCGAUGCCUACAAGCAGGAGUCGUUCUCUAGCGACGGCGGAUUCAACCACGUCAACCAGCACGGCAACAUCUGGCCAUACUGGAACGUGAUGGACUCCAACGCCAACGCAAUGGCCCCCUACGCCCGGUCCAAUGCUGCUACGCCUCCGCUGUCACAUUCAUUCGAGCAGUCGGCCAACUGCUCCGAGACGGGGCUCGAGCCCCUGGACCUGCCCACGACACCGCUCUCCAUGUCCGAGUCGCCGAGCAUGAUGCCACACAUGGUGGGUGAGGCGGCGAGGGAACUGUACUAG
Molecule: messenger RNA, 942 nt
Organism: Emericellopsis atlantica
Lineage: Eukaryota; Fungi; Ascomycota; Sordariomycetes; Hypocreales; Bionectriaceae
Exons: 3
Coding region: 1-942 (313 amino acids)
Biological process (GO): regulation of DNA-templated transcription
Molecular function (GO): DNA-binding transcription factor activity
Source: RefSeq, a predicted model, not a curated record